AUGAAUGCAAGGAAAGAUGAUUUGGAUGAUGUAUUGAAACUUGUUUCAUUCUUCAAAGACAUGAAGGCAAUAAAUGAUGAGUUUUUCUAUGACAUCCAAGUGGACAAGGACAAGUCAAUUAAAAACAUUUUCUGGUCCAAUGCAAGCUGCCGAGGAGCCUAUCAAGACUUUGGCGAUUGCAUAACAUUCGACACAACUUACAAGACCAACAGAUUUCAUAUGCCUCUAGGAGUGUUUGUUGGAACAAACCAUCACUUGCAGUCAACGAUAUUUGCUGUUGCCCUGAUAAGAGACGAAGAUGCAAAGUCAUUCAAGUGGCUAUUCGAUACAUUUGUACGGUGCAUGAACAACAAGCACCCAACUUGCAUUCUAACAGACCAAUGCCCAUCGAUGGCAAAAGCUAUACCACAAUCAUUUCCAAACACCGUCCACAAGCUAUGCCGUUGGCACAUCAUGAAGAAGUACAGAGAAUACCUUGCGUUGCUGUACAAAAAGUAUAAAACAUUAAAAGAGGAGUUCACAGCUAUAUUAAACUGGCCGCUUAUGCCAACGGAGUUUGAAGAUGCCUGGGUUGAACUUGUGCACAAGUACAACCUGGAGAACGACCAGAUGAUGAUGCAACUCUGGAGUGAUAGGAAGAUGUGGAUUUCAACAUAUUACAAGAACUUUUUCUGUGCUAGAAUGACCUCCACACAACGAAGCGAGAGCAUGAACCACGUGCUAAAGAAAGGGUUUGUCAAGGGGACCCAGAACCUACACAAGUUUGCUAGGCGGGUCAAUGCUUGCAUACAAACUCGGAUGCAGAAGGAGAACGAGCAAACAAUGACCAACAUGACCAAUCCUGUGACAAAAACAACUUACGGCUACGAGGAAGACAUGUCUAUCAAGUACACGAGAGCCGUGUACACCAAGAUGAGGAUUAGGAUGAGAAAGGCCACGCUAUUUCGCGCAAAGCGUACAGCAGAGCCCACUAAGUACCUUGUGUACUACCACAACAAGCCUGGCCAUGAUGAUGAAGAAAGAUUUUCCUGGUCAAAGCAUGAAUUCCAGGUUGUAGCUGACCCAGAGAAUGAAAUAUACGAGUGUGAAUGCAAGCUCUGGACACACACAAGCCUGUUCUGCCUUCACAUCAUGAACAUACUGGACUACCUCAAGCCUGACAAAUUUCCAAACAAGUAUAUCCUCAAAUGGUACACAAAGACUACAAAAUCACAACCAACCUUUGAUACAAGGGACUACAACACAACCGCAUCGGAUGGCAGCUCAAGGCUAUCAAAGCAAGCAGACAUCUUGCUGCAGCUGAAUUUGUGA
Molecule: messenger RNA, 1311 nt
Organism: Aegilops tauschii subsp. strangulata
Lineage: Eukaryota; Viridiplantae; Streptophyta; Magnoliopsida; Poales; Poaceae
Source: RefSeq, a predicted model, not a curated record